CAACGCCUUGUCUCCAAUGCCACCACGACAAGGGACGUCUGGAACAUCUGGGACAUCGGGCUGCAAAGACUUCUGCAUCUGAAGGCCAUCACUCCUCCGCAGAAUUCUGCUCAGCACACCUUCAUUGAUCUCUUGAAGCCGUUGAGCUCCAUUCUGACAACAUGGCGCCCGAUCUCAACUCUGUUCCACCUUCUCCUCGACCCGUGGCUUCUUCCCCGCAAGUCACAUCAAGAACACCUUCGAGGCGACCUUCUCAGCAGAUGCCUCCGCCGACUGUUCGACCUUCUUCCCCUUCUUUAAAUAUCCUACCCUCGAACCAGAGCGUGGUUAAUCAAGCCUCUCCGACCAUGGCAUCACCAGCCGUGCCUCCUCUCGCGUCGGGAGGAAUUGUCGGCCCUCUUGGAGACAAUACGGGUGUUGGGACUGGUCCUGGCCCUUUAAGACAUCCCCGACCUUUGACAGCUGCGGACCUCCAUCUGCAAUUGGAGAAGGAACAGGAAGCUGUCGUCAAUCGAUUAACAAGAGAGCUUUCCAUGCUGCGAGCAGCCCAAAAUGCAUCCGUCGUUUCCAAUGCCUCUUCCACCUCCGCCGGCCUCCCUGAUCCCGCUGACCACGGUGCAAACCACCUCCUCUCCGGGCCCUCGCACCCCGCCCCCUCCCAACGCCGACACCAUCGCUCCUCCUCAAGCACCAGUACUCGUAGCAUUACAGCCGGUAUAACAGGAGGCCUGAGCAGCGUCGGCGGAAUCACAGGUAGCAUCUCGUCAGGUGUUGCACCAGACCGGAGCCGCGGCACUCUUCCACGUCACGACUCCACCCAGUCCCAAUCUCUAAGCCGACAGAACUCUAUAACCGGCUCGAGAAGAAGUGGAGCCAGUAGCCCGGCACCAUUGAGCUCUGCUCAAUCGAGCUAUCAGCAUCCCGAGCACUUCUCACAUUACUACCAGCAACGAGCAAGCCUACCUCAUCGCGAGCCAUCAUCAGGCAGUGUGCCUGGAUUGGGGCCUGGAGAGGGAUUGAGAAGCGACAGCGUGACGAGCGUGCAGACAACGGGGCGCUACGAGGAGACAGCCCAUCAUAGACAUGAGCUAGAAGCCGUGAAGAGGGAGAACGAAGCGCUCAAGAGGAGAAUUAGGGAAUUAGAGCGGAUGUUAUCGAGAACGAGCAGACAAGGUGACCCGAGCAGGACGAGAAGCGAGAGCGUUAGUACCACGGCAAGUGUGCGUGAUAACACGACUGGCGUCCUCCUGGGUAGGGAAAGAGAAAACGAGGCCGACGACGAGGUUGUCCGGGUUGGCGAAAGCGCGCGGAGUACUGGAGUUUUACGGUAGAGAACGGACGGACGGACGGAUGGAUGGGGAUGUGAGUGUGCAGCGUCACGCUUUACGAUGUCUAUGAAUGAAUGGGUCUCUUUUAUUUACUCUCUGGCGGUUUGGGCGGACGUAUGGUAGGGAAAAUUAUGGCGUUUUCGAUCGAGGGCACAGUGCAAGCUUGAGGUUUGUUUGUUUGUUUUACAAGCAGGAUACAGAUACAGAACACAAUUCCAUUCCAUUCCAUUGACCAAUCAAUCAUAUCGAGGC
Molecule: messenger RNA, 1580 nt
Organism: Amorphotheca resinae ATCC 22711
Lineage: Eukaryota; Fungi; Ascomycota; Leotiomycetes; Helotiales; Amorphothecaceae
Exons: 2
Coding region: 162-1331 (389 amino acids)
Source: RefSeq, a predicted model, not a curated record